AUGCAGCUUGCACUUAUGUUUCGGGGACGCGGAUCCUGCCUGUCCCAGGGGCCCUCCAGCACCAAGCCGGGGCUCCUCUGGGCGAACAGCAACACCGCCCGGGAACGGCACCGGGAUCAGCGGGAACGGCACCGGGAUCGGCACCGGGAGCAUCAGCGGGAACGGCACCGGGAUCAGCGGGAACGGCACCGGGACAGGCACCGGGAGCAUCAGCGGGAACGGCACAGGGACCGGCACCGGGAUCAGCGGGAACGGCACCGGGAUCGGCACCGGGAGCAUCAGCGGGAACGGCACCGGGAUCAGCGGGAACGGCACCGGGAUCGGCACCGGGAGCAUCAGCGGGAACGGCACAGGGACCGGCACCGGGAUCAGCGGGAUCGGCACCGGGAUCGGCACCGGGAUCGGCACCGGGAUCAGCGGGACCGGCACCGGGAUCGGCAUCGGGACAGGCACCGGGACCGGCACCGGGAGCAUCAGCGGGAACGGCACCAGGACCGGCACCGGGAUCAGCGGGAUCGGCACCGGGAUCGGCACCGGGAGCAUCAGCGGGAACGGAACCGGGACCGGCACCGGGACAGGCACCGGGAUCGGCACCGGGAUCGGCACCGGCACCAGGAACAUCACCGGGAUCGGCACCGGGAGCAUCAGCGGGAACGGCACCGGGAUCGGCACCGGGAGCAUCAGCGGGAACGGCACCGGGACCGGCACCGGGAUCGGCACCGGGACAGGCACCGGGAUCAGCGGGAACGGCACCGGGGUCAGCGGGAACAGCACCGAGACAGGCACUGGGACAGGCACCAGGAUCGGCACCGGGACCGGCACCGGAAUCAGCGGGAUCGGCACUGGGACUGGCACCAGGAUCAGCGGGAUCGGCACCGGGACAGGCACCAGUAUCGGGACCAGCACCGGGAACAUCACUGGGAUCGGCACCGGGACCGACACUGGGACAGGCACUGGGAUCACCGGGAACGGCACGGGAAUCAACGAGAUCAGUGGGGACAGGACCGGCAUCACAGGGAACAUAGCCAGGAUUGGCAUCGGGAUCAGCUCCGGGAUUGGCACUGGGACUGCACUGGGAUCUGCGGGAAGGGGACUGGCAUCACAGGGAACAUAAUCAGGAUCAGCACCAGGUCCAGCAGGAUCACUGGGAACGGGACCGGAAUCAGCGGGAACACCAGGAUCAGCGGGAACAUCACCAGGAUCAGCACUGGGAUCAGCACCGGGACCAGUGGGAUCAUCGGGAACAUUGCUGGGAUCACCGGGACCGGGAUCACCAGCAACAGCACCAGGAUCAUCGGGACCAGUGGGAUCAGCUGGAUCACCAGGACAAGGAUCAGCGGGAUCAUCGGGAGUGGCACUGGGAUCGGGGCCAUUGGGACUGCUCCGGGAUGGGCGCCCCGGCCCCGCUGCCGCCCCAGUGAGGCCGAAAGGCUGCACUCAGGAGGGCAGCAGAUGGAAUGCACAAUGGCUGAUCCACACCUAGCCAGGCAGAGGCAGCUGCAGCUGCAGAGGCAGCUGGAGGCGGUGCGGGAGCGGCAGCGGCUGGCCCUGCGCAGGAACCGCGCCCUGCAGCAGCAAUUCCUGCAGCUGCAGGCUCACAUGGACACCACGGCCUGGGACAGCAUCCGGGAGAUGGAAUGGUACGGGAGGGAAAUCAGAAAGCUGCUGUCCCUUCGAGAGGGCGGCUUGUCAGCAGGAGGUGGCAAGGAGGAAGGAUCCAGGGAGCAGGUGCUGCAGGCUGUGCCAGGAGGGCUGGGCUGGCAGCAGGAGCCCCCAUCCCCUGCAGGACUCUGUCCUGAGACUGAGAGUGAGGAGGGAGCAGCGGGACACAGGGACGUGGCUGCCAGCGAGGAAGGCUCUGAGCAGCUCAGCUCAGCCUCUGGUGGCAGAGCAGCCCCCCCGAGGCUGGAACACGUUCCAGGGGCAAAGCCUGGCCUGAGCAGGCAGGGCAGCAGUGCCAAGCUCCCAGUCCCUGCUGAGGAGGAGGAGGAGGCGAGGCCGAGCAUUCCUGACACACAGCAGGAGCAGGGCAGGGAUUCCCAGGCUCUGGAGCCCUUGGACAGCCCAACACCACACAGCCCCGAGCUCCCGGAGCUGUGCCACACGCUGCAGCUCCUGCAGGACCUGGUGGAGAGGAGCAGCCCCCAGCACCGGGCUCUGUACCAGGGCCAGCCCCAGGAGCUGCCCAGUGCUGGGGCUGUGGGGCUGGCUCAGGGUGACCUGGAGGCGAUGGAAGCCGUGGUGCUCCAGCAGCUCCGGCACGCCGUGUCCCCAAGGAGUGGGAGCCUCCCAGAGGAGCACAGCAGGGACACCGAGGCGCUGAGGACUCUCCUGGGCCACCAUGGCUUGUUCCUGAAGCAGCACCGGGUUCGGCUCCCAGAGGAGGUGGCAGAGAUGUUUGAGCAGCUGCUGGCUCCGGGAGAGGAGGGGCAGGACAGCCAGGUGCUGAGAGAGGCCCUUGCAGGAGAGCCUGGGACUGUCCAGAGUGAUGAAUCCUCUCUCAGCCUGCCAUCGAUCCCGACCAGCGGAGGGGAAGGAAAGCAGGGGGAGCUGGCACAGAAAGAACCAGGCGGGGAUCACAGCCACGACAGUCCCGAAGGGACACGUUUGGAAAGCAGCUCCGUGUCGGAUGCCAGCACUCCUCCCUCCUCCAGGACUGAAUUGCGGAAGGAGACGGUAGCUGCCAUAAAAUCCAAAGCGUUCUGGGGCGAGUCUGACGACAGCAGCUCCGAGCUCGAGGCCGCCCUGCGCCCGCAGACCCACGGCGCGGAUUCAGACGACUUCGAUGACUUCUAUGACUGAGAUUCUCCCCCUGGCUUUGGGAGGGAAGAAACCAGCUGUAUUUUCUUUGGCACAGUGAACGUGCCGCGGGCUGAAGCGCUGCUCGUCGCUUUAUUGGCAAAGAAAACACAAACACCGAAUAAACGUGCUGGGUCCUGUGCA
Catharus ustulatus (Swainson's thrush) is the source of this 2943-nucleotide messenger RNA. RefSeq lists its product as uncharacterized. The transcript is spliced from 15 exons. Gene Ontology annotation, cellular component: centrosome. The coding region runs from base 1 to 2802 and encodes 933 amino acids. The record is from RefSeq and is a predicted model, not a curated record. NCBI's taxonomy places the organism in Eukaryota, Metazoa, Chordata, Aves, Passeriformes, Turdidae. Gene Ontology annotation, biological process: spindle organization.